This is a messenger RNA of Sclerotinia sclerotiorum 1980 UF-70, 1932 nucleotides long. RefSeq lists its product as hypothetical. Bases 1 to 1932 code for a protein of 643 amino acids. Gene Ontology annotation, biological process: spliceosomal complex assembly; protein phosphorylation; regulation of mRNA processing. Lineage: Eukaryota; Fungi; Ascomycota; Leotiomycetes; Helotiales; Sclerotiniaceae. The transcript is spliced from 3 exons. Gene Ontology annotation, molecular function: ATP binding; protein kinase activity. The record is from RefSeq and is a predicted model, not a curated record.
AUGUCAAACGAAAGGGUGUCAUUUCAAAUGGAUGAUGCCAGCAUUCAUUCAAGCCAUACCGAACCUAUGGACGAUGCGAACACUGGCUCAAAGCAUGUUGAAUCUAGUGAUAAUUUCGGCGCUGAUUCGAACCCAAAUCAUCUUGAAUCUAAGGAUGAUGUUAGUAUUCGUGUAAAGCAGCGCAUCGAGACGAAUUAUGGUCAAGGGGGUUUUCAUCCGGUACACCUCAACGAUACCUUCAAGCAUGAUCGCUACAAGGUCAUACACAAACUAGGACAUGGAGGAUUUGCGACCGUAUGGCUUGCACGAGAUAUUAAGAGAGAAAGAUAUGUUGCUUUGAAAGUUCUCGCAUCACGAUUGUCAAGUGGUUCACCAGAAGUUUCCAUAUUACGCGCAAUGAAAGAUAGUUCAGAGCAUAUUGGAAAGUCUCACGUCAUGUCCUUGCUAGAUCAUUUUACCCACCGCGGCCCAAAUGGAACUCAUUUAUGCCUUGUCUCAGAGGUUGGAGGCCCUAGCAUCAAAGAGUUCAAUGAUUGUCCUGGUGAAUACAAAGGAAGUCGUCGUUUGAAAGCAUCUGUAGCCCGAGACGUUUGUUCGCAGGUUAUAAAUGGCUUGGAUUACAUUCAUAUUACCGGUAUCGUUCAUGGAGAUCUCACUCCUGCCAAUAUCUUAUUACGGCUUGCCAAUAUCGAUGAGUGGACCGAAGACCAAAUCCACGAAAGAUUAGGUGUCCCUCAAAAACAAGAGAUUGAUCGUUCCAGCUCUCAGCUCACAGCAUCAGCAUCUUCCUUCCCCGAUUAUGCAGUUGUCGCAAUCAAUAUGAAGGAAGUGAAUCCUAUCUGGCUAUCCGAUAAAAUCAUUAUAAUUGAUUUCGGUAUCGGCUUUUUUCUAAAGAAGUCAUCCUUAGACUUUGGUACCCCCAAAAGCUACUGCGCACCCGAGUUCUUGUUUGGAGGCCAUCGAAGUAUCGCUUCAGACGUCUGGGCUUUGGGAUGCACAAUAUUCGAAAUCCGUACGGGAUCUCGAUUGUUCAAAUAUAAUGGCAUCCCAACCAAGGAUGAGAUGUUGAUAGCUACAGUGAAGCUUUUAGGAACUCUUCCUGAUAAAUGGUGGGCUGAAUGGCGAGAAGGUCUGGAAUGGUAUAAAAAACAACCUGUAAUCACUACAGCGAUGAGGGUAGGGGAUAUACUUGAACAGAUCUUGGAGACCGGUGCACAUGACGGCGAUGUUCCUGAACGAACCAAACGUAAUAUUGAAGCUUUGAAUUGUAUUAGAGACCUCAAGAAGAAUUCUCUCAACAGCAUUCCCGAGAGAACAGAAGAACUUGUACGGAUUGCUGAGAAUAUGAGAACUAGCGAAGCAGGCGAGGUGCUGAGACUGGUACAUAGUUCUGGCCAACGACAAUCUGCUUCUGGUUCCUUGGAGGAUAUAAAAGUUUCGGGAUCAUCCUCAGACCCAAAAGGUUCUGGCUCCAAGAGUUCGGAAGCCAAAAGUUCGGAAGCCAGAAGUUCUGAGGCCAAGAGUUCAGAUGCUAAAAGCUCGGGGAAGACUCCAUCCUCUGAGGGUGUCUCUACCGGCAUGCCCGAAAUAAAGACUGCUACAGUGUUCUCUGGAGUAGUCGAGGAGCCUAAAAUCGAAGCUUCCGCAAAUGCAUCCGAUUCUAAAGAUGAUGCGACUCGAGACAUGGUAAUUUCUUCCGAUAAAUAUUUUUUACAUUGUGGCCCUGCUCAUCUUCAUACUUUUCUCGAGCCUCCCGGCUUGAGAAUAUCCGUUGCCGAAGCCAAAUCCUUCGAAGAUUUACUACGAAAGUCUCUGAGAUACUUGCCUGAAGAACGCAGCACUGCUUCGGAGUUAGCGAAACACAUUUGGCUCUCUGGUAUGUUUAAUGAGACCGAUCUAAAGCCAGCAUCAAGCACAAGUCUCGCAAUCUAA